GCGGAGCCCCGAAAGUGUCGCGGGAUGUAAGCGUGUUGUGUUCUCCUCGAUUAGUAAUAGAAGCUCGAAAAAUGCAGAAAAUAAGCUUCAAGCGAUAGCUGCGAACUGUGGGAGUAGCUCGAGAGGAACCGCAGUUAUGGCCACAGAUACAAGUGACAUAGCCAAGCAAGGGUAUGUCAGGAUACGGAGUCGGAACAUCGGUGUAUGGCAGCGGCGUUGGAUAGUACUGCGUAAGGCGACAAAUGCAGGACCCUGUCGCCUUGAGAAGUACUUGGAAGAGAAACAUGCACGCCAGCACACAGGACAGAAAGUGGCACCCUUGACGUCUGCCACUAGCAUCAGCCGUCUGCCAUCUAGCACCAAGAAGCAUGCCUUCUCUAUCUGCUUCCAUGAUGGCUCAGUCAAAUCUAUUGCUUGUGACUCUGACUUAGAAGCAGACACAUGGGUAAAAUUCAUGGUUCAAGAGUGCUUAGAGCCCCAACCUGGUCUCUCAGCUGGGGAACCAGAUAUCCUUAGUCCAGGAAUACAAAAGGAACUGCAAGAGCAAUUCCAUGUGUACCUGGUUCCCAGUCCAAAGUUGGACGUGUUUGGCGAGUGCCUACUUCAAGUGACACAAGAGCACAUAUAUUUGUGGGACCUUCUCAGUCCCCGAACACGACUGGCUGCCUGGCCUCUGACAGCUCUUCGGCGGUAUGGGAGCGACCCUUCAAAGUUCACAUUUGAAGCAGGAAGGCAUUGUGCAACAGGGGAAGGCAUGUUUGUUUUCCACACCUUGGAAGGUGAGAAAAUUUACAACAAGGUUCACCAAGCUACCUUAGCAAUUGCAGAUGCACACCACCGGACUCGUCUGCAUCCUUUACCCCAGAUGCAGUCGCCAAGUGCACCAUACUGCAACUCCACAAGUCCUCUGCAGCAGUUCAGCUCCUCAGAGACUCUAUCAGAACACGAACCCCUUGCGGAUGCAAUAGAUGUGCCAACAACGUCGCGUUCCUUUGAUAACAUCUUAUCACCGCGGGUGAUGUCAGGUGGCAGAGGACGAAUGACCACUCGAUGUAGCCUACGUUCCCACCUUCUGCAAUUUCACCAACAACAUUGACAGUUAGUUUUGCCACAAGAAUUGGUAAAAAGACAUUCAUAGAUGGAUUGCAGAAAGAACACCAGGGUUGUGACGAGCCCAUAAACUAGUUUAUUAAUUUGAUAUCACAGAUGCUGAAUGUGUUGUAUUUGGGUGAUUGGCAUCUUGUCAGAUUGUGUUCCUGUGGAUCCUGUUCAAUUUCUAUUGCUCUUUUCGAAUGCUUUUUCUCUUAUCUAGGUUUUGUAAUGUUUGAAAUGUGCUGUGUGAUCUUCAAUUUAAUGUUGAGUAUGACAGAAUGCUCCCCAUAUGAAUAAGUCUUGUUUUGUCAUUUUGUCAUCUACUUUUGAAAAACAUAGAGUUUGCUGUGCAGUGUAAAACACAGAUUUUAUACCGUGCUGUUACUUGUACAAAGCUAUGCAUUAGCAAAGUGGAGGUACUAACCUGCACAUGACAGAAACAAACUAAAAUUCCACAUCUUUAUUUUAAAAUGUACUGUCUUCUAUAGUGUUUCGUAUUAGUGUAUCACAAUGAAUAUCACAUGUGGCUGGUGACUGCGGUUGUUUCUUCAUCCAUCUGCUCUCUUUGUGCGCAUCGCGGAAAUUUUUAGUUUUUCUGUUGUUUGGAUCACUUUGUAUUGCACAGCUAUUACUCCCAUCAGAGACAUUGUUAUACAAUUUGUGCCACAAUUAUUCAUUGUUAUAUAGUUAUAGGUUGUGCAAGCUACAAAAGUGACAAAGCACAUAAUUUUUGCUUCGAUUUUGCUACUUGUGAUUUGAUGUGUGUGCUGACUACACUUCUGUGCAAACAUGUGAGCAAAUGUGUUGAAUGCGUUGCAAUGUGUUGACAAAUGUCAUGACAAAUGUGAUGACAAUGUGUGGACAAAAAGUAGGGUGGUAUAAAUAUUGGAUUGUGUAUGAGCUAUUCAAGUGUUGUGAUUUUAGAUAGCCAAGGCAAGAGCGUGUGAACUCAACAUGUGUGUUUCUAAGCUUUUCAUGGUUUUGCUAAGUGCUUGCACUUAUUUUACAUACCACUGGAUACCUAGCAGUAUAAUUUGUUAUAAAUUGGCAGGAUACUGACAGACUUUUUUUUCUUGUUUAGUAUAUUUGGUAACUUGUUUUGCUGGGGCAUUUGGGUAAUCUCUGAAUUUAUACUGAUUAACAUUAGCACACAUAACCUUCAGGAAUUGAUAUGAAUACUAUAACUUGCGUGCUGCUGUAUAAAUAUGAUGUAACAUUUUUGUGUUUCAAUUUUAUUGUAUGGUAAAUGGGGGAAGAGUGUCAUCAUAUUUACAGAGUUGUUUACUGAUUUCUCAGCUUGCAAGACUGGAUGGUGUAUCAACCAGCCCCCAUCAAAUUGCUGCAAGUACACCAAGCCAGAAUAGCUUUUCCCAAAGAAUGAUUUGUUUGUUCAGCAAUGUUGGGAAUUUCCAUAAACAUGUGCAACCUA
Messenger RNA from Ornithodoros turicata, 2521 nucleotides. Its product is annotated as docking protein 5-like. The transcript is spliced from 8 exons. Gene Ontology annotation, biological process: cell surface receptor protein tyrosine kinase signaling pathway; positive regulation of MAPK cascade; Ras protein signal transduction. Gene Ontology annotation, cellular component: cytoplasm. The record is from RefSeq and is a predicted model, not a curated record. Bases 137 to 1096 code for a protein of 319 amino acids. NCBI's taxonomy places the organism in Eukaryota, Metazoa, Arthropoda, Arachnida, Ixodida, Argasidae.